Messenger RNA from Drosophila ficusphila, 2695 nucleotides. It is a transcript of the gene exu, whose product is annotated as maternal protein exuperantia. NCBI's taxonomy places the organism in Eukaryota, Metazoa, Arthropoda, Insecta, Diptera, Drosophilidae. The transcript is spliced from 5 exons. The coding region runs from base 182 to 1705 and encodes 507 amino acids. Gene Ontology annotation, molecular function: RNA binding; protein homodimerization activity. The record is from RefSeq and is a predicted model, not a curated record. Gene Ontology annotation, biological process: bicoid mRNA localization.
UCAUUUCGUUUUAGUUAGUCGUACGAUUUGUUUCUUAUUUGUGAAAGCUCGUCGAACGGAAGCAAAUCUCGCUUUACCCUUUUGAAAAACAAAGGAAAAAGUUCGUAAAAAGCGAAAGAGCCCAUCGAAAUUAACACGAAAAAGGAGUUCAAUAAAGAUUGCUUCGCUCAAAUCACUAAAAAUGGUUGCCGAAAAUAUCGAUGCUGGAGUGGCCAUUGCCGCUGCCGAUCAGUCCUCGUCUGUGGUUGCCAAGGACGAACUUCCAGCCGGCAAUUAUAUCCUGGUGGGCGUGGACAUAGACACCACUGGACGUCGUCUUAUUGAUGAGAUUGUCCAGCUGGCCGCCUACACUCCCACCGAUCACUUUGAGCAGUACAUCAUGCCCUACAUGAAUCUAAAUCCAGCUGCGCGACAGCGCCAUCAAGUUCGUGUUAUUUCGAUUGGUUUUUAUCGUAUGCUGAAGUCGAUGCAGACCUACAAGAUCAUAAAGUCCAAGUCGGAGAUCGCUGCCCUAAAGGACUUCCUCAACUGGCUUGAGCAGCUGAAGGCCAAGGCGGGAUCUGGUUCGGACGGGAUUGUGUUGCUCUACCACGAGGAGCGCAAGUUUAUUCCCUACAUGAUCUUGGAGUCGCUGAAGAAGUACGGCCUGCUGGAACGCUUCACCAAGUCGGUGAAGUCCUUUGCCAAUAGCCUUCAUCUCGCCAAGGCCUCAAUAGGCGACACCAACAUCAAGCACUAUAGUCUGCGUAAGCUCUCCAAGAUCCUCUCCAAAAAGGAGGACGGUGCCGCUCCAACAUCGAGCUCGCCAUCUGGAUCGACAUCCGGUAGCGACAGUACCGUGCUCGAGGGCAAUGCUGAUAAGCAAUCGCCCAAGAAUGGCAUCCAAGAUGGACGGGACCAGUUCGACGGCAACGCCAGUGUUCGGGCCAAAUUGGCCUUCAACGUGGCCCUCCAGCUGAGCAACUCUGACCGCAAACCGGAGCCGGAAUCGUCGCAGGCGCUGGACAACAUGUUCACAGCGCUGAAGCCGUUCGCCAAAACGGUAGCAUCUGAUGUCCGCGAGCUGGAUACACAAAACGAGAACCUGGAACGCCAGAACUCGUUCCGUCCCGUGUUCCUUAACUACUUUAAGACCACUUUGUACCAUCGCGUGCGUGCCGUCAAGUUCCGCAUUGUUCUAGCCGAGAACGGAUUCGACUUGAAUGCUUUAAGUGCCAUUUGGGCGGACAAGCGCACUGAGGGCCUGGACAUGGCCCUGCAGUCGAUCGGGACUAUGAAAAACGAGGACAAGGCCGAGUUGCUCGAACUCCUGGACAGCUAUUUCGAUCCCAACAAGACCACAAUCAAGCCAGUGGUCAAGUUAAACAACAACCGGCGCCGUAAUCGCCGCAGCACCGGUCAGUCGGUUCGCAACGGAGGAGCGGCCAGUUCGCGAUCCGCCAGUACAGAGUUCGGAGCCGGGGGAGAUAAAUCCCAGAGCGUGUCCUCGGUGCCUGACUCGACCACCAAGACGCCAUCGCCCAACAAAACGCAUUCGCGCCCACAGCGCAAGCGUAACUCGCGACACAGCUUGGGCGCCAACACCAACGGACUACCGGUGGCGGAUACCUCCUCCGCAAAAGUGGAACUCAACAACACGGCUCCACCUGCCGUGUUGGUGUCCCCACCAUCGCCGACCCCGAUAGCCAUCGCAGCCUCCAACUAAACUUCUGGUGGAACCGAAAAUCUUCCCAUUUUAGUAAAAUCAGAAACAAGGAAAUGGAAAUGAGAGGGGGAUGGAGAAAAACAAUAUGCGAACUUUUUUCCUUUUUGAAGAACUAGCACAGAUUAGAAACAACCUCAAAAUUCUAGUGGAAGCCAAAUUUCCAGUGCACACUAACCCACCCACGCAAGCACGAAUGCAAACGCAUAACACUCACGAGCACGUUGGUGAAUAGAAACAGUUAGUUAACCGUUACCGUGAAUGUGACCGUGACGUGAACUGUAACAGUUGAAUAGUGAUGAUACAGCUUGACCGUUUUCAAACGAGUGAUCUGUAAAUCGAGACGUUGAGAACCCACAAUAUGCUGCGCCCUCUGUAAACACACGAGACCAGAUAUCGAUACUUUGGAGCAACAUGCUUGUAUAUAUGUAUAUUAAGAACGGAUCGUACGAUUAUGAGAAUGAUGGAGAAGAAGAAAAUUAACCCUUGAGCAUAAUGAUUGUACAGAAAAUAAUGACCGCAGCAGCGUUUAGGCAUAGUUUUCCAGGCAUACCGAUAAGCAUGAUGUCGUACCAGGACGGGCGAUUGGAAAAAUAUGAUCUAAGAAACGCCUCGAUGAAAAUUUUGCAUUGGACAGGCCUCACGAACACACUCAGAAUCUACAUAUAAACAGUAUUAGGCCUGGGCCAAUGUUGAAAACUUUCACAUUUUAAGCUAAGUACUCCGAACAUGUAGAAGCAACAACUGACCCUACCCACACACGCACGACGGCAACUCAAAAUGCGAAAACACGCAGUCACGACACUUACAUAACACAUUAAGAAGAAUAACAGAAUAAUGGAUGAAGAAGGAAACUACAGCUGAAUUCCCAAUGCAUGUCAACACUUCAGUGCUUCAAGCUGUAUUUCAUAAAUGUUCAGGAUUGCAUUCGUUUAAAAUCCAAGAGCAAAUGUGAUAUCUUAAUAAAUGCGUGAAUAAACGACUAUAAUGUAA